AUCAAACUAAUUUCCGUACUUUUUGUUGUGCUCCAUAAAAUCCUAAAGUAUUUAAAAAAAAUCGAUCAAAAAUCUUAACAAAGUUAACAGAUUUACUAUCAAAAUCAUAAGAUGGGUAAGAAAAAGGACCUGGACCUAGAGAAAGAGGAAGAUUUUCACGGGUUUUCCCAUAAAAAGCAUAAAAAACAUAAGAAGCACAAGAAAAACAAAACCCAAACGGAACAGCUGGUAGAAUCGUUCGAGUAUGGUGUUCCAGAGGAGGUGGAACAAACGGUUGAAGUUAUGGAGGAAAUCGAAUAUAUGGAGGCCGAUCCGGAACCGGAAAUUAUUACGGAACUGGAAACCGAUGUCACCGGUUUGAGUGCAGCCUCGUUAGAUAACGAUACCAGUAUGAUGAGCCAGUCCAAUGUAUCGCUGGUGGCCCCUUCACCGGGAACAAAGACGACACCCCAGAGCAGCAAAAACCAAUCGUUAUCAAAAUCGAAGAAGAAAAAGGGCAAAGGCAGAGAUAGCGGCACUUCCAGCGAGGAAGAACGAUGGCUGGAUGCAAUCGAGUCCGGUAAGCUGGAAGAAGUUGACGAUGAGCUUAAGAAGAUCAAGCCGAAGGAUCCUAAGCUGAUGACGGCUCGACAGAGAGCGAUGUAUGAAAGGAACACCGAUAAAGAAACAGCUGGUCCGGUUGGGGAAAUUUUGAUGGCUUUGCCAACAGGAUAUAAGGAAAAAGUGAUGACAGCAGAAGCUAUUCAAAAGGCACAGCUUAAAUCGCAAAAGCGGAAACAGAUGGCAGAUGAAAAGAGGGAAAAAGACAAAAAGAAAACGAUGGAGAGAUUGCUCAAGAAGCAGGACUCGAAAUCAGUGAAGGCCAUAAAAAAUAAGCCAGUCAAAGCUCAGAUUCCCGUUAUUACGUACGUGAAUACCGUGGAGGGGGCUUCGAUAUCGUUGCCCCCGAAUGUGGAUUUCCCGCUACAAGCGCAAGCUCCCAAAGAUCCACCGAAAAUAGUGCUCUGUGGAAUGCCAAAUUGCACCAACAUCAAACGGUACAACUGCUCAAAGACCAAUAUUCCGCUGUGCAGUUAUCGGUGUUACAAAAUGAAUGUCGACUCAAUAAAACAAAUUAUUUGUUAGAAGAA
Messenger RNA from Uranotaenia lowii, 1130 nucleotides. Its product is annotated as INO80 complex subunit B. Bases 112 to 1125 code for a protein of 337 amino acids. Gene Ontology annotation, biological process: chromatin remodeling. The transcript has 2 exons. Gene Ontology annotation, cellular component: Ino80 complex. The record is from RefSeq and is a predicted model, not a curated record. Lineage: Eukaryota; Metazoa; Arthropoda; Insecta; Diptera; Culicidae.